UUUUGUUUUAUGGUGCUACUUAGCUGUAUUUUUAAGUUAUGAAGGUUUAAAUCAAAACAAACCAACUGCAGUUGAAUUGAAAUUAACUGGAAUUCACAACCAAAAAACAAGAUUUCUGAACAAUUAAAAAAACGGUGGUUUAUGUACUACAUUUGGUGUUUCCAUAUAGUUUGCACAGUAAUGUGGUAAGUUAUAAUAAUUACCUUUUGAAUUUCUUUGCAAAGUCGUUGAGGUAUGUAGGCUAUUUAUAACAAUAAUAAUGCAUUAGUUGAAGUUUUAAUCACAUAUAUGUACUAUGGGAGACCAAUAUAUUACAAUAAGGUACUAAUUUAUUAACAAAAUAGGUGCUCUUUAAAAAUACACUUUGUGAUCAGGAAACGGUAAUAUUAAGAAUCGGCUAUUCCGUCUAUUGAGUUGUUAUGAGAUUCAAAACAGCCGAAAGGGUUACCUGUCAUUCGGCCUUCCGUGGCGGAAGAAAGUAGUUCCCCAACAAAGAGGCUUUUAAAAUAACUCAUUUGUUUUAUAUUUUUCUUUUAUUAAACAUGUACUGUCGAACAAGCAUUUAUUUAAGCAAGUAUUUAUUAUAUAUGUAUAUAAAUAAAUACAUUUUAUAAACACACACACAAUAGAUAUAAACACUAAGAAAAUAAAUUUGUAAAUAAAUGAUCUAUCAAACUGUCUGUACCUCACACUCCUGUCAGUAGUUGACGGGAAGCAUCUUUAGUUUGUUUACCAACCGCCAUUAACUCCUAAAAGAAGAAGAAGUGUUGAGUGUCUUCUCUCUCCAGUACAUUAGGAGGCGCUGCAGCUCUUCAAUCUGACGAUAAACCCAAUAAAGAAAGAAAGAGCGAGCUCGUGUGUGAUGUGUUUGUGUAUCUUCUGUGUUUUUCUCUCUUGAGUGUUUAAUUGAAUGUAAACACGGUCUUGUGUUAAGAUGUUGAUGAUGAAAGAUGAGAUGGAUUUGAUGUGCUGUAAAUCAGUAGGAACUGAUCUGUCUAUGCUGGAUAUUGAGGAUUUCAUCACAGAAAUCUCUCAGCUGAAGAAAGAGGUGGCGUUACUGGAGACAAAGUUGAGGUUAAGAGGAGAUGAAGGACUGAAGAUAGAGGAUGUGGUUUGUUGUGAAUCUUCAGUGUAUUUGACUGAUGGACGUCUGGAUUCAGUGUGGAUGAGCAGAGAUCAGAGCCGCACACCACAGACACUGCUGGACUCUAAACUCUCUGAAGAGAAAUCCAGACACACACAGAACUCAGAGCUCAGUCUCACUUUACUCGGUUAUACUGAGUCAAAGCCCACAAACACUCAGUACACUACAGUGUGUGACAGUAAACAGAGCUUACAGGAGGAUCAAACCUCCACAGAGUCUCUGGAUUCUGUCUGUAACGCUGGAGAACAUCAACAGAUCCUGCAGACCACAAUGAAGAUGUGUUCAGUUAAACUCAUUGACUGCAAGAACCUGAUGAUGGAGAUAAAAACAGAACCCACAGCAGAUGAAUAUGAAGACAAUCAUAAUGAUGGUCAGGAGUUUAUUAUCUCAGACGUGAAGAGUGAAUCAUGUUGUGAUGGAGAAAUAACGUCCUCAACAUCAGAAGAGCGACUGACAGCACAAACUCAAGAGAAGAAACUUCAUUCAGAAGAGCAAAGAGAGACGAAGAAGAAGCCGUUUAACUGUGAGCAAUGUGGGAAGGAUUUUGAUUUCUUAUUUCAGCUGAAAAGCCACAUGAAGGGACACAGUGGUGAAAAACCUUUCUACUGCAAUGAUUGUGGCAAUUACUACAGCAGCAAAAAAAGUCUUAGUUUGCAUAAGAGAAUUCACAAAGAGAAACCGUACGAGUGUCCUCACUGUGACAAGACAUUCAACUACCAAUCCAAUAUGAAGAAACAUGUGCGUUUACACACCAAUGAGAAACCGUAUCAGUGCAGUCAAUGUGGAAAAACCUUCAAACAGUCAUGCUCUUUAAAGUCACACGAAAAAACACACUCUCAAGAGAAACUCUAUCCAUGUUCAUACUGUGAUGAACAUUUCAAUGAUAACUCUCAUCUGAUAAACCAUGAGAGAGUUCACACAGGAGAGAAACGUUACGUCUGCAGUGUUUGUGGGAAGAGUUUUAAUCAGCAUAAAAAUUUAGUGAGACACCAGAGAACUCAUAGAUGUGAAAAACCUUACAAAUGCUCUCAAUGUGAGAAGACAUUUACUCAGUCAGGUUACUUAAAAAUCCACGAGAGAAUUCAUUCUGGAGAGAAACCUUACGUCUGCAGUGUUUGUGGUAAGAGUUUUAAUCAACGUGAACAUUUAGUGACACACCAGAGAACUCAUACAGGUGAAAAACCUUUCAAAUGCUCUCAGUGUGACAAGACGUUUACUCGUUCAAGUUCCUUAAAAAUCCACCAGAGAAUUCACACAGGAGAGAAACCUCAUCGCUGCAGUGUUUGUGGGAAGAGUUUUAAUCAGCAUACAAAUUUUGUGAGACACCAGAGAACUCAUACAGGUGAAAAACCUUACAAAUGCUCUCAGUGUGGUAAGAGCUUCUCUAAUCCAGAUUCUUUGAGUUUUCAUGAGAGACUUCACAUUGAAGAGAAACCUCAUCACUACAGUGUUUGUGGAAAGAGUUUUAAUAAAAAUAAUAGUUUAUUGCGACACCAGAGAACUCAUACAGGUGAAAAACCUUUCAAAUGCUCUCAGUGUGAGAAGACGUUUACUACAUCAAGAUCCUUAAAAGUCCACGAGAGAAUUCAUUCUGGAGAAAAACCUUACGUCUGUUCUCAGUGUGGAAAAAGAUUCUAUGAUCCAUCUAAUUUCAGAGUUCAUCAGAGAUUUCACACUGGAGAGAAGAAAUUUCAUCACUGCAGUGUUUGUGGAAAGAGUUUUAAUCGGCGUCAAAAUUUAUUAAGACACCAGAGAACUCAUACAGGUGAAAAACCUUACAAAUGCUCUCAAUGUGACAAGACGUUUGCUUGGUUGAGUUCCUUAAAAGUCCAUGAGAGACUUCACACGGGAGAGAAACCGUUUAACUGUGAACAAUGUGGGAAGGAUUUUGAUUUCUUAUUUCAGCUGAAAAGCCACAUGAAGACACACAGUGGUGAAAAACCUUUCUACUGCAAUGAUUGUGGCAAUUACUACAGCAGCAAAAAAAGUCUUAGUUUGCAUAAGAGAAUUCACAAAGAGAAACCGUACGAGUGUCCUCACUGUGAGAAGACAUUCAACUACCAAUCCAAUAUGAAGAAACAUGUGCGUUUACACACCAAUGAGAGACCGUAUCAGUGCAGUCAAUGUGGAAAAACCUUCACGCAGUCAUGCACUUUAAAGUCACACGAAAAAACACACUCUCAAGAGAAACUCUAUCCAUGUUCAUACUGUGAUGAACGUUUCAUUGAUAAAUCUCAUCUGAUAACCCAUGAGAGAGUUCACACAGGAGAGAAACGUUACGUCUGCAGUGUUUGUGGGAAGAGUUUUAAUCAGCAUAAAAAUUUUGUGAUACACCAGAGAACUCAUACAGGUGAAAAACCUUACAAAUGCUCUCAGUGUGACAAGACGUUUAUUACAUCAGGAUCCUUAAAAAUCCACGAGAGAAUUCAUUCUGGAGAAAAACCUUACGUCUGCAGUGUUUGUGGGAAGAGUUUUAAUCAACGUGUACAUUUAGUGACACACCAGAGAACUCAUACAGGUGAAAAACCUUUCAAAUGCUCUCAGUGUGACAAGACGUUUACUCGUUCAAGUUCCGUAAAAAUCCACGAGAGAAUUCACACAGGAGAGAAACCUCAUCACUGCAGUGUUUGUGGGAAGAGUUUUAAUCAGCAUAAAAAUUUAGUGAGACACCAGAGAAUUCACACAGGAGAGAAACCUUAUGUCUGCAGUGUUUGUGGGAAGAGUUUUAAUCAGCAUAAAAAUUUAGUGAGACACCAGAGAACUCAUACAGGUGAAAAACCUUACAAAUGCUCUCAGUGUGACAAGACGUUUACUACAUCAAGAUCCUUAAAAGUCCACGAGAGAAUUCAUUCUGGAGAAAAACCUUAUGCCUGCUCUCAGUGUGGUAAGAGCUUCUCUAAUCCAGGUUCUUUGAGUUUUCAUCAGAGACUUCACAUUGAAGAGAAACCUCAUCACUGCAGUGUUUGUGGGAAGAGUUUUAAUCAGCAUACAAAUUUAGUGAGACACCAGAGAACUCAUACAGGUGAAAAACCUUUCAAAUGCUCUCAAUGUGACAAGAAGUUUACCACAUUGAAUAACUUAAAAGUCCACGAGAGAAUUCAUUCUGGAGAGAAACCUUACGUCUGUUCUCACUGUGGAAAAAGCUUCUAUGAUCCAUCUAAUUUCAGAGCUCAUCAGAGAUUUCACACUGGAGAGAAGAAAUUUCAUCACUGCAGUGUUUGUGGAAAGAGUUUUUAUCCGCGUCAAAGUUUAUUGAGACACCAGAGAACUCAUACAGGUGAAAAACCUUACAAAUGCUCUCAAUGUGACAAGACGUUUGCUUGGUUGGGUUCCUUUAAAAACCAUGAGAGACGUCAUUCUUCAGCUUCUCUGAUCAAUCUCAUUUCAUAGUUUAUUAAAGAGUUCACACGGGAGAGAAACUUUACCUGUGCAGUGUUUGUGAGAAGAGUUUUAAAGGAGUCGUAUGACCCGAUUUCAGGUUUUCCUUUGUUUUUAUAAUGUUAAAAGAUUUCUGUGCAUAAAGAAGAUCUAUAAAGUUGCAAAGUUAAAGUUUUAAUCCAAAAAGAUCUUCUUUUUAAAAGUGAAGCCUCACCAACGCCUUCAUAAGCGGCUUGUUCAAACACACCCCUGCAGUUGGACGUCAUACUGAAAUUUGCAUAACACCGCCCUAAUGUAUACGCAAAGAUAGAGGCUGUAACCUUCAUUCACAUUGUAGUAUUGUUGACAGGUCCGGUUCUAGAUAUUUGGAGGCCCCCCACACCCCUCUAAUUUUUAGAAUAAUCUAAGAAGUGUUUUUGUACCCUGUAAGAAAUCAUUUAAGCACUACAGUGAUUAAACAUGUUUUCCCCAUUA
Messenger RNA from Misgurnus anguillicaudatus (oriental weatherfish), 4996 nucleotides. The record is from RefSeq and is a predicted model, not a curated record. Lineage: Eukaryota; Metazoa; Chordata; Actinopteri; Cypriniformes; Cobitidae.